Molecule: messenger RNA, 2394 nt
Organism: Aspergillus novofumigatus IBT 16806
Lineage: Eukaryota; Fungi; Ascomycota; Eurotiomycetes; Eurotiales; Aspergillaceae
Product: putative phosphoketolase
Exons: 9
Coding region: 1-2394 (797 amino acids)
Biological process (GO): carbohydrate metabolic process
Molecular function (GO): aldehyde-lyase activity
Source: RefSeq, a predicted model, not a curated record
AUGCCAGGAGAAGUCAUUGAUACACCAAAUCCCCAGGCACUGCCUUCCCACAUUCCCGAUGUAGUGGACCAGCUCCAGGUGAAGUUGGACCUGACGAGUCUGGAACAACCUGCUUGCGAUGCUUUAUUUAAGUUCCGUCGAGCAGCUUCAUACAUCGCCGCAGCGAUGAUCUUCCUACAGGACAACGUGCAGUUGAAGAGAAGCCUGACACACGAUGACAUCAAGCCCAGAUUGCUUGGCCAUUGGGGAACAUGCCCCGGGCUGAUCUUGGUAUAUUCACACUUGAACUAUCUCAUCAAAACGCGCGACCUCGAUAUGCUCUAUGUCGUAGGCCCAGGACAUGGCGCGCCAGCCAUCCUAGCCUCUCUUUGGCUGGAGGGCUCACUGGAGAAAUUCUAUCCUGACUACUCACGAAACGCCGAGGGUCUCCGAAACCUCAUCUCCACAUUCAGUACAACAGCCGGAUUGCCAAGUCAUAUCAACGCUGAAACGCCUGGUGCCAUUCACGAAGGAGGCGAACUGGGAUACGCCCUUGCAGUGUCCUUUGGCGCAGUCAUGGACAAUCCUGAUCUCAUCGUCGCUUGCGUAGUGGGCGAUGGUGAAGCAGAAUCAGGCCCAACAGCAACAUCGUGGCAUGCCAUUAAAUACAUCGACCCUGCUGAGUCUGGUGCCGUGCUGCCCAUCCUGCACCUGAAUGGGUUCAAGAUUAGCGAGCGCACGAUUUUUGGCUGCAUGGAUGAUAGAGAAUUGAUCUCUCUCUUCACUGGCUAUGGUUACCAGGUCCGCAUCGUUCAAGAUUUAAAUGACAUUGACACCGAUCUCCAUCACUCCAUGACCUGGGCCGUCGACGAAAUUCAUAAAAUCCAGCAAGCAGCGCGGUCCGGGAAGCCAAUCUUGAAGCCGAGAUGGCCGCUGCUGAUCUUGCGCACUCCGAAGGGAUGGUCGGGACCAAAGAAACUGCACGGUCAGUUCAUCGAGGGGUCGUUCCAUUCGCACCAGGUUCCUCUUCCCAAAGCGAAGAAGGACAAGGAGGAAUUGCAGGCCCUCGAGGAGUGGCUGUCGUCGUACGGCCCCAAUGAGCUUUUCAAGGAAAACGGAGAUAUUAUCGACGAGAUAAAAUCUAUAAUUCCUUCCGAGGAUUCGAAGAAGCUCGGUCAACGUGUGGAGGCAUACAAGGCUUAUGUGCCGCCAAACCUCCCGGAUUGGAGAAAGUUCGCCGUUGACAAAGGCAGUCAAGAAAGUGCAAUGAAGGUAACCGGGAAGCUCAUCGACGAGGUCUUCCAGCUUAAUCCUCACAGCGUGCGACUGUUCUCACCCGAUGAACUCGAGAGCAACAAGGAGGAACUUCCAAUGGGAUCAGUUCUCGAAUGCUCGAGGGGCCGCGUCAUUGAAGUGCUGAGCGAGCACAUGUGCCAGGGUUUCCUCCAAGGCUACACUUUGACUGGCCGCACGGGUAUUUUCCCCUCUUAUGAGAGCUUCCUGGGAAUUAUCCACACCAUGAUGGUGCAAUACGCUAAGUUCAUCAAGAUGGCUCUAGAGACAAUGUGGCACCGCGAUGUAGCUAGUAUCAACUAUAUCGAGACGAGCACAUGGACGAGGCAGGAGCAUAAUGGUUUCUCGCACCAGAACCCGUCGUUCAUCGGCGCUGUGCUGAAGCUAAAGCCCACCGCUGCUCGGGUUUAUUUGCCGCCGGACGCAAAUACCUUCCUGACGACUCUUCACCACUGCCUGAAAUCAAAGAAUUACAUUAAUCUCAUGGUUGGUUCGAAGCAGCCAACUCCGGUAUAUCUGACACCCGCAGAGGCAGAGAACCACUGCAGAGCCGGCGCAUCCGUAUGGAGAUUCUGCAGCACCGACAACGGUCUGGAUCCGGAUGUAGUACUUGUUGGAAUUGGCGUCGAGGUGAUGUUUGAAGUCAUUAGUGCGGCGGCCAUUCUGCGCAAGCGUUGCCCCGAGCUGCGUGUCCGCGUCAUUAAUGUGACAGACCUGAUGAUCCUCGAAAAUGAAGGCGCUCACCCGCAUGCUCUCACAACGGAGGCAUUCGACAAUCUGUUUACAUACGACAAACCCAUUCACUUCAACUAUCACGGGUAUGCGACAGAACUGCAGGGACUGCUGUUCGGACGACCCCGCCUGGAGCGAGUCACCAUCAACGGAUACAUGGAAGAGGGAAGCACCACGACACCGUUCGAUAUGAUGCUUGUGAACAAGACAUCACGCUUCCAUGUGGCACAGGCUGCCCUUCGGGGAGCGGCGAGGAGGAACGAGAGCGUUCGAAUCAGGCAACAAGAGCUCUACACGGAGCUGAACCACAACAUUGCGGAGACGAAGAAGUACAUCAUCGAGAAUCGCAAGGAUCCCGAUGACAUGUAUGAGAUGCCGACAUUUGAUUGA